AUGAGUGACUUACCAUAUCUAAAAGGCGUGCGCACACGCUACUUUAAUUUCCUUGAGAAGGAAUUACGGACUGGAGAUAAUUUAUUAGAAACAAGUAUUGAGAGCAUAAGCCCAGAAGAAUACAAGAAGCUUGAGCAUUCUGUCAAUGAAAGUAAACUUAAGAUUGAUAUUUAUAUAGAUAAGCUUACUGUUCAGUCAGAAAAGGUAGCGCGUGCAAUUGGUGAUUCAGAUAGUGAAUUUAUUCAGGAGAUGAUUGAAAUUGAUUCAGUCUUGAUUGAUAGGGCUUUGUCGAUAGCCUUUAAACUGAAAAAUGUACAGACCGACCUGAAAAGCAAAAUAGCAGAGAAUAUUAUAAAAGAGGAGUCGGACGAAGAAGGAUCAGCUUUACAAAAAAUGUGUGAAGUUCAGAUGAAACUUCAACAAGCCUUCUUUGAACAUCAGCAAGAACGGGCAGAAGAGCAAAUGAAAAUGCAACAGAAAUUCUUUGACAAGCAACACAGUCUCAAAAUUAAGAGUGAGAAUACUGUCAAAUUGCCAAAGUUAGACAUAGUUUCCUUUAAUGGAAAUAAACUGCAAUGGAUGGAAUUUUGGGACUCUUUCUCUAGUGCUGUACAUGAAAAUGACAAUCUGUCGCCAGUUGACAAGUUCAACUAUUUAAAGGGAAAGCUGGUUGGAGAAGCUAGAGGUGCUAUCGCUGGACUGACAUUAUCUAAUGAAAACUACGGUAUUGCCAUAACAAUUCUAAAGGAAAGAUUUGGAGAUAAACAAGACAUUAUAGAUUUGCAUUAUAAGGGGCUGGUGAACGUUGCAUCCCCUAAAGAUACAACUGAAAGUUUGCGAUUCUUUUAUGACAAAAUACAAAAGCACUUGAGAAGUUUGGAGGUUAUGCAUGAGAGUUUGGAGCAACAAGUGUUCGUAUCAAUUAUUCGGAGCAAACUACCAAGUGAAGUUCUUAUGCAUCUUGAAGUACAAAAGGGUGCAGACAAUAAGUGGACGAUAACCAAGCUUCGUGAGUUUCUCAGACAGUAUAUUGUAUCCAGAGAAAAGUCAGACAGACCGAAACCAGUCAGUGCUAAUUUUGUACCUGAUAGAAGAGUUAAUCCACAGUUUCAAAGAUCAACAAAUACUUUUAAGAGCUACAGGGGUAAUUCAACAACAAGUAACACUACCGGAGCUCUGACUGCAUAUGACAAGAAAGGACAUACGCCUCUAAAACAUCAUCAAAAACAACAACAACAUAAGAGAAUAUGUAGAUUCUGUAGUAAAAAUCAUUGGAGUGACGAAUGUCCGAAGUUUAAAACAAUCGACGAAAGAAAAGCUCAAAUAAAGGGAUGCUGUUACAAAUGCUUAAGAGAAGGACACAUGUCUCCUGACUGUAAAAGUAUACGUGUUUGUGUAUAUUGCAAUAAAUCAAAUGUACACCACAGAAGCUUAUGCCCUGAAAAAUUUAGAAAGGCAUCUCUGCAAGAAAGUGUAAAUUUGUUAGAAGAAGUAGCAUGUGUGUCUGAAGAUAGAGCAAAACCAAAGGAAAUUCUUAGAAAUUCUACGGAUGAUAAAGCUUGUAUUGAAAGUGCUUUGUUAUCUUCUAAUGAAAUAGUGAUGAUGCAAACAUCGCGCACUGAGAUUUGUGAUCCAGAUGGUCAAAAUAAAGAGAACGUAAGAAUCUUAUUAGAUUCAGGGUCGCAAAGAACAUACAUAACCGAGAGACUGGCUAAAUCUUUGAAUCUCAAGAAGAAAAGUAGGCAAGAGAUUCGUCUAGUUACAUUUGGGAGUGACAAACCUAAAGUGAUUAGGACAAUGUCUACGCAAUUGAAUAUUCGAUUAAAGGAUGGACAGAAUUUCGCUAUUACAGCAAAUAUUGUUCCAACAAUUACAGGAAGCAUUCAAAGAAAACCAGUGUCUAUAUCUAAUAACGGAGAGUUCAGAUCGUUAAUCAAGAAUCUUACUCUAGCGGAUGAUAUACCGACUGAAGAAUACACAGAUUCUAUUGAUUUGCUGUUGGGAAAUGAUUAUUACUUAGAUAUAGUGUUAGGACAUAAAAUAGAAAUUCAGCCAGGCUUAUACCUCUUGUCAUCAAAACUUGGUUGGAUUCUUUCAGGAAGAACAAGUGAAAUCGAUGACAGCGUUACUGAUGCCAAUAUGCUCAUAUUAUCAUAUGGCAAUAACAUAACUAAGACACAAGUGUUUACAACAGUUGACACAUGUGUUCCAAAAUUACCUGACAUAGAAGACUUUUGGAAUAUAGAAACAAUAGGAUUGAAAGAUAGCACAAAUGAAAGAACUGAGGAUGAUCAAGCGAUAGAUAAGUUCAAAGAAAGUCUUGUGUUCAAAGAUAACAGAUAUUAUGUCAAGUGGCCGUGGAGAGGCGACAAUUAUGAAGUUCCAGAAAAUCGUCCUCUAGCUUUUGGACGACUUAAGUCAUUAGUGAAAAGGUUCAAAGAUAACCCAGAUGUAUUACAGAAAUAUGAUUCUGUUAUUCAAGAUCAGCUUGAAAAGGGCAUUAUAGAAAAAGUUGAGACCUCUGAAAAGAAAGGACAUAUCCAUUACUUACCCCAUCACGCAGUGAUAAAGCCUGACAAAUCAACAACAAAGCUGAGAAUUGUGUAUGACGCGUCAGCUAAAUCAAAGGUUGAAAAUAACAGUCUGAACGACUGCCUUUACAGAGGACCCGUGCUUUUGAAUGAUUUGUGUGGAAUUCUGCUAAGAUUUCGACUACAUAAGAUCGGUAUUGUUUCCGAUAUAGAGAAGGCUUUCCUCCAAGUUGGGUUGCAGAAAGAUCAAAGAGAUGUCACUCGUUUCAUAUGGUUAAAAGAUAUUGAACACCCAGACAUAUCGCAAAAUCAGGUACAAGAAUACCGGUUCUGUAGGAUCCCCUUUGGAAUUGUGUCAAGCCCUUUCUUAUUGGGAGCAACAAUUGAUUAUCACUUGGAGUGCUAUAACAAUGAAAUCGCCAAGAAACUGAGACUAGAUAUUUAUAUGGACAAUGUUGUAACGGGAACAGAAAACGUUGAAGCUGCGAAAGACUUGUAUAUUAGGUCCAAAAGAAUUUUCGACGAUGCCAGCAUGAAUCUUCGCGAGUGGGCGUCUAACAACAGAGACGUGACGGAAAGUAUUCCACCUGAAAACAGAGCCAAUGAAACUGUGAUUAAAGUGUUAGGUCUUGAAUGGAACAGACACAAGGAUACAUUUGCGAUACAGAAAGUGAAUAAAUCGACAACUCAGUGUGUAACUAAACGUGUCAUUUUGAGCAAAAUUGCCUCUGUAUUUGACCCUCUAGGUAUAUUUGCACCAGUUACACUUAGAGGAAAAGUACUCAUUCAAACACUGUGGAAGAAAAAAGUCGAUUGGGACCAGCCAAUUGACGAAGAAGACAUUGUUGUAUGGCAUGAAAUUCAACGAGAUCUCAGUGAAAUAAGUGAACAUGCCAACCCACGAUGCAUUGUAAGUGAAGGUGAUAACAAAAAUAUUCUUGUGUGUUUCUGUGAUGCCUCUACCAAAGCAUACGCUACCGUUAUAUAUUUGAUGCAGAAAGGGAAUUCACAACAGCACAUCGAAAUAGUAUUUUCAAAGACUCGACUUGCUCCAACUUCAAACAUCAGUAUUCCACGACUUGAACUCCUUGCUGUACUUAUAGGGGUACGAUGUUUAGCCUUUAUACAAGAGCAAAUAAAGAUGCAAAUUGACGAAGUUCAUUUGUUCUCAGAUUCUCAGUGUGCAUUAAAAUGGAUUAUGUCGGGAAAACAGCUUCCGUUGUUUGUUAGAAAUCGAGUUAAUGAAAUAAAAGACCACAAACAUGUGUCCUUCCAUUAUGUUACGUCUAGAGACAAUCCUGCUGAUAUAGCCAGUCGGGGUUGCUCUACAAAAGAUCUUGUGAAAAAUUCGUCAUGGUGGCAUGGUCCUGAGUGGCUAUUGCAAGACAUUUCCGAAAGGACAUUAGAUGAGUUAACGUUUAAAGAAAAUGAUAGAAUGGACAAAGCAAUGGCAACAAAAUGUAAAUGUUUAUAA
Ruditapes philippinarum (Manila clam) is the source of this 4005-nucleotide messenger RNA. RefSeq lists its product as uncharacterized. The transcript has a single exon. NCBI's taxonomy places the organism in Eukaryota, Metazoa, Mollusca, Bivalvia, Venerida, Veneridae. The record is from RefSeq and is a predicted model, not a curated record. Gene Ontology annotation, molecular function: aspartic-type endopeptidase activity; zinc ion binding; nucleic acid binding. The coding region runs from base 1 to 4005 and encodes 1334 amino acids. Gene Ontology annotation, biological process: proteolysis.